CAUAUAAACAGAUGCAAGCUUGAAAUUGUAGCUCUAAAGUUUCAGUCGAAUGGCGAAAUUGCUUGUUCUUUCCUCCCUCCUCUUCGGCCUGCUGCUCUUGGCAGCCGAUGCAUCUCGCAACACUCAGCCGGUUGACAAGGAGGGCACCAGUGAGAAUUACAAUGUCAUUUUCGAGGGACCUCGUGAAGGCAGCGAGGCUGGCCCUGGUCUCAACAACGUUGUCACCCAGGAGCUCCCUGGGACGCACGGCCUCCAAGAUACGUACUGCUGCCUGAGGAACGGCUUUGGAUGUGUUCAGGAGUGCGACUCCAACAUCAAAUACUACUGCUGCUUGAAGACUGGAUUCGGCAACUGCCUACAGCUCUGCGACUCGUCCAAGGAACAAUACUGCUGCAAAAGGAACGGCUUUGGGAUCUGCACUGGAUUGUGCCCCAAAACCGUGGACCUGAUGAUGUGAUCCGCGUUUGAUGAAAAGUGUAUGCAACAUCUGGAAUCAAAAGCUUAUAAUUGCUGAUA
Messenger RNA from Selaginella moellendorffii, 516 nucleotides. RefSeq lists its product as uncharacterized. NCBI's taxonomy places the organism in Eukaryota, Viridiplantae, Streptophyta, Lycopodiopsida, Selaginellales, Selaginellaceae. Bases 50 to 457 code for a protein of 135 amino acids. The transcript is spliced from 3 exons. The record is from RefSeq and is a predicted model, not a curated record.